Sceloporus undulatus (fence lizard) is the source of this 1769-nucleotide messenger RNA. RefSeq names its product transmembrane protein 59 (gene TMEM59). The record is from RefSeq and is a predicted model, not a curated record. The transcript is spliced from 8 exons. Bases 64 to 1059 code for a protein of 331 amino acids. Gene Ontology annotation, biological process: positive regulation of autophagy. Gene Ontology annotation, cellular component: lysosome; late endosome. NCBI's taxonomy places the organism in Eukaryota, Metazoa, Chordata, Lepidosauria, Squamata, Phrynosomatidae.
CGCGCGGAGGGGCGGUUUGCAAAAAACCAAACAACCCUCCCUCCGUCUGCGGUGGAGCACAAAAUGGCGGGGGCGCGGCGGCAGCAGCAGCGGUGUCUGGGGCCCUUCCUCAUCCUCCUCUCCUCUCUGGGGGGCCAGCCGACUUGGGGGGCGGAGGAGGCGGAGCCAGCCGUCCCUUACCCUCUUUCCGAGGCUUUCGAGCCUGCGCUGGGGAACACGGCUUCGUGCCAGCGGACCUGCCAGAACACCUACCCGCUCCAUACCUACCCCAAGGAAGAAGAACUGUAUGCCUGUCAAAGAGGUUGCAGGCUGUUCUCUAUUUGCCAAUUUGCAGAUGAUGGAACUGACUUGAAUCAAACCAAGUUGGAAUGUGAUUCUGCUUGUUCUGAAGCAUAUACCUCUCAGUCUGAUGAACAAUAUGCUUGCCAUCUUGGAUGCCAGAGUCAGUUACCAUAUGCUGAACUGAGGAGAGAUCAACUCAUGUCUUUAAUGCCAAGGAUGCAUCUUCUCUUUCCUCUUACGCUUGUGAGAUCGUUCUGGAGUGAUAUGAUGGAAACCGCCCACAGCUUCAUUACCUCCUCAUGGACUUUCUACCUUCAAGCUGAUGAUGGCAAAAUACUGAUAUUUCAGUCAAAACCAGAAGUUCAGUAUAUUCAAAGCGCUGGUCAGGAAAACCUGGAUAUAAAAGAAUCAUCGCUUAGCAAAGCAUCUUUAGAUCUGCAGCCAGGAGGUCCACAGACUCACAAAGGAUUCUUUGAUGAAGAUGAAAGUGAUGGAUUCUUCAAAUGUAUUUCAGUAAAUUCUGGCUGGAUAUUAACAACCACACUUCUCCUCUCUGUACUGGUGCUGCUCUGGAUUUGUUGUGCCACUGUUACUACUGCUGUGGAACAGUAUGUUCCAUCUGAGAAGCUGAGUAUCUAUGGAGACUUAGACUAUAUGAAUGAACAAAAACUGAACCGAUAUCCUACUUCUGCACUCAUGGUGGUUAAAUGCAAGACUGAUGAACAAGAAGCAGGACCUCUACCUACAAAAGUUAACUUGGCUCAGUCAUCAAUAUAGAUUUUAAAAACGAAUUCAUCUGAUUCUUUGACAUUUGUUAACUCUGGCAAUUUUUUCCAGUGAAGGGGCCUGAGGGGACAUGUGGUUUCAGUGUUUAGAUUCAAAUAAAGUUGAUGAAUCAGUAAAGGUUGUACUGUCGUGGAAUUCAGUCUUUUCCACUAGAGUUGGUCAGGUGAGGUUUAUAGUACAUUUACACUUGUCUGCAUCUUUUUUGCUUACCAUAAAAUCAUAAAUAUUGUCUUUAUUGAGGUUGCGGCAUUUUCAUAUUAUGAACCUCUUAUCAGAAUGUACAUUUGAAAUAUGUUUCAAAAACUGUAGGGAUCUUUUGGUGGUAGAAGAUGUCUUUAAGUUGUUUUCAGCUAUGGAUAAAUUAAACUUAACAUGCAGAACUUUUUGGAAGUAUCUUUAGUACUUCGGAUGGCUCUUUUCCAGAAAUAAGAAUAUAUUUCUGUUCUAACUUCAUGCCAGUUUCUGCCACUGAAGUACUGUUAGUCAGCAAUAAAACUUUAAUAACAUUUCUAUAUAUUAGGGCACCUCUUCUGUAUUGUGUUCAGAAACAGCUAUUUAAAUUUAGAUUGUAUGGUUUGCCUUAAGCUUCCUCUGUUUUGCAUCUGCUAUUUUUGUCAUCGUCGUGUGGUGCUUCCAUUUUCAGAGAACUGGUUCCUAAAGAAGCAAUGUGAUUAACAAAUAAAAUAUAGUCUAAAACACAA